CACACGGGUGCACACUCACACGGACUCCAUCGCAAAGCAACACACAUCAUCUUAAGGUUUUGCUGUCUUGCAAUAUCAAUGGAUUUCGGAUUUUUCGUGAAGCGGUUUGAAAGUCCAUCUGCUGUGGAGCCUCCAUCUGAGAUGUCGACUCAGAGCUGCUCUGAGAACGACCUGAAGUUUAUCUGUGAGUUGAAGCCUGUGCCUGGUCCACCACCAGGCGGUGAUGAUGGCUACAAUGCUGACAUGGAUUGCGAGCCAGUGUCAGUCAUUCUCCCUGCACAGUGUAGCAUCUACCAGCUGAGGCUACGCAUCUGUAUGCAGGUUGAGGAAAAAAACUGUCAUCCAGAUCCACUUGCUAUACUUGACCCAGAGAGAUACACUCUGCUAUAUGCAAGGGAGGAUGAAUGGUAUGAGGCCUACGAUGACUGUCAGGUUAUCAGGACGUUGGACAUUCCAUGGUUGCGUGAAGACACUGGGCACCUCUCUGCACAUAUAGUGGUAAAACCUGUGGUAGCAGUUGAUUCAGAGGAGAAGAAGAAACAGCAGCAGAGUCUGGCCUACCUGAUUGGACACAACCUGGAGAAAGAAGCGUCUGACCGGCUUGGUGAGCUCACAUUCACCCGCAGGAAACUGGCAUCUCCGAGGAGACAAGAGCUAAGAAAUCGAGAUGACAAGUUGUAUGCCACCGAGCCUUGGGUCACAUGUGCCCCCAUUCCGAGUGACCUGCAGGAGCGACUAAACAGGAAGAUUCCUAUCACCCUGCAUUACAUGAGCAAGAUCAGCUUCAGCAUUCAGGUGGAUUUUAGUGCAACCCCAGAUGUUCUUCUUGAAGUUCUCAGAAGGGUGUUGGCAGACCAGGGGCUUCAUGCUGAUACUUUUGAUAGACUGGUAUUGAAAGUCUCAGGCAGGGAGGAGUUUUUAUCUGGUCAAUACCAUCUCAGCGAUUUCCUCUGGGUUCGACAUUGCUUGAGGACCAAUCAAGACCUUCACCUCUCUGUGGUGCCUGACUCCCAGCUUGUCGAGGAGACCGUCCGUAUUGUGGACUGGCCACUCGUUGAUGGUUUCAGUGGCCAGUUCAGCUCCCAUGAUGAUCUCUGCCUUGAAGGGAAGGAUCUGGAUGACAUCUUCAUGAUAUCUUUGUGGGACUGUAACAGAAAACUCAGGGUCAAGUUGCUUGGCUUUGACAUCCCAAAUCUUCCAAUCAAAUCCCCCCAGGCCGUUUAUGUCGAAGCUUCUAUUCUUUAUGGCAACAAGGUCCUCUCUUCAGUCUCGUCUGUUCCCAAGGCCUUCGCAGACGAAGUACUGUGGAAUGAAUGGCUCAAUUUUGAUGUUCUCCUUAGGGAUCUGCCACGUGGAGCUAAGCUGGCUUUCACCAUUAAUGCAAGUGGUGGUGACAUCUCCCCAAUAACCAAAGACUCCGGGGAGGCGAAGCUGCUCUACUUUGUUAAUCUUCUCCUUAUAGAUCACAGGUCCCUCCUCAGCCAGGGCUCCUACACCCUGCACAUGUGGUCCUACCCUGGCCAGGAAGAAGAGGCCAUCACCUACCAGGCAGACAAACUGUCCUCUGCUACUAACCCAGACGUAGCAGACUCCAUGGCUAUCAGCUUCCUUCUAGACCGCUACAGCUUCCCUGUGGUUCUGCCAAAUAGCCUUGGCUCCCCUGAAUGUUCUGGCAGUCCCACCUACCCCUCCUCCCCAUCUAAAUCAACUGCCUCCUCUCUCAAUUCUCACUCACCCUUCUCACCCUGUCCCACUGAGGGCCCAUCAAGUGACACAAUGGCUCUCAGAUCCCUACCCACAGUUGUCAGAACCAAAAGGCCUUGCCUAAAAAAGUUCCGGGAGGAGAGCAUCCGCUACGCGUCCAACUUACCCCUCUACCUGCGCAAUGUUGAUUGGAUGAACCGCAAUGUGGUUGAGGAUGUUCACUGGCUACUGGGAAACUGGGAUACUGAUGAGCUGGACAUUACACUGGCCCUGGAGCUGUUAAGCAUUGACUUUGCUGACGAGAGAGUCAGGAGACUUGCUGUCCAGAGACUGGAGAGCCUGUCCAAUGAUGAUGUAUUGAAGUAUCUGCUACAGCUGGUGCAGACCCUUAAAGUGGAGCCUUACCACGACAGCUUCCUUGCUCGGUACCUCAUCCAAAGAGCUCUGCGGAGCAAGAGAAUCGGCCACUUCUUCUUCUGGUACGUCCGCAGCGAGGUGGCAGGGUGUCCUUACUUCCGCCAGCGCAUGUCGGUGAUUCUGGAGGCCUACCUGCUGGGCUGUGGCCAGGCCAUGCUCGACAGCUUCGCCCAGCAGGUCCAAGCUGUGGAGGCUCUAGAGGAGGUCGCUUUAACGAUAAAGAGACUCUACCCUGACAAGACUGACCUCCCUCCUACAGCUCCCAUCAGGCUCCAAGAGCUUCUCAGAAACUGUAAUCUGCCAAAUGAAUUCCUGUUGCCCUUUGACCCUCGCAUCAAAGUUGGAAUGAUCCUGCUGGAUAAAUGCAAAGUGAUGGCCUCAAAGAAGAAGCCUCUGUGGCUGGAGUUCUCUCCAAUGCCGUCGCCCACCUCUGCUACACCUGUCGGAAUAAUCUUCAAACAGGGCGACGACCUCCGACAGGACAUGCUGGUCAUUCAGACAUUGAUGGUGAUGGACUCUAUCUGGCAGGAGAAAUCUCUGGACCUUAACCUUGUUCCAUAUGGCUGCAUCUCCACAGGACACAACAUAGGUAUGAUUGAGAUAGUGAGGAAUGCAGCGACCAUUGCUGCAGUGCAGAGGAGCCACAGAGGAACGGCUGGAGCUUUCAGAAAUGAUGCUCUGUUUGAGUGGCUCAAGUCCAAGUGUCCACUCCAGGAAAUUCACUACGAGACUGUGGAGACGUUUGUGAAGUCUUGCGCUGGUUACUGUGUGGCCACUUAUGUAAUGGGUAUCGGAGAUCGACACAAUGACAACAUCAUGAUCACAGACCAAGGGAACUUGUUUCACAUCGACUUCGGUCACAUCCUGGGUAACAGGAAGCACUUCCUUGGUAUGAACAGGGAGCGUGCACCAUUUGUCCUCACACCUGACUUCCUAUAUGUCAUGGGCAGGGUCAAAGGUCGCAACAGCCUCUAUUUCCAACGGUUCAGGGACACUUGCACACAAGCCUACCUCUCCCUGCGCUCCCACUCUCGUCUGCUGGUCACUCUUUUCUCCCUCAUGCUGCUGACCGGUAUCCCAGAGCUGAGUGCUGCAGAGGACAUGCGCUACUUGCGGGAGGCUCUCCAGGAUGAGCAGGGUGAGGCGGAGGCCAAGGAGCAUUACCUCCAGCAGAUCUCAGAGUGUGAGAAGCUGGGCUGGACUGUGCAGGCCAACUGGUGGAUCCACAUGGUGGCAGGCAUCAAAUGAUUGAUUUGUUCUGCUGUGGUUCAGCUCUGGAGGAGGUGAAAUGCAUGUUUGAAUGUCUACAUGUAACAAUGACUUUUUCAAUUUAAAUUUUUUGUAUCAUUGUCGUAUUCAUGUAUUUGUGUAGCAAGUUUAGGCUGCUUCUUUAUGCAUUUAUCUGGAGGAGGCUGUGUGGCAGCCAAUGAUAUAAUAACCACAGAUAACAUUAUGUCUGCCAAUAAAGUGAUAAUUUUUCAGUUUUCAAUGUAAUAAAAGCCGUUAAUGAAGUACCUUGCUAAUAACGUAAUAACACUUCUGUGGCAAUAACAUAACUUUUUGCCCAUAAUUUAAUAAUUGAUUACAUUUGUAUUAUGAUAUUUUAAAGAGGAAAUGGUGACGGUUAGUGUCAUGGGAGUGUCACAAGAAUAGCAAAAAAAAACUGGGCAGUGCAAAGGGGGGUGCAAGGUGUGAUCAGAUGCCUGAUCAGAUGAUCAUAUGAAUUUCUAACAUGUAUGAAAUGUCUUCAGGCGCUCGCACAGUUGAACAAUCAAGAGUCAAUUCCCCUAAAUCCGCACCUUCUCCCUCACUACGUCUGUUUGAAAUGAAAAACAUAACAGAAGUUGGAAAUGUAGUUUUGGGCAGGAACUACGUACAGUGCGAGUAGUCAGGUCGUGUCAGACAAUCUGUCCAAACAGCGUGAGCACAUGAGAGGAUUUACUACCACAAGGAAGAAUGAUCAUGGUCAAUGUUGCAGGUUGAGUUGCUUUGUCUACCCUGGCAACCCAAUACGAUUUCUUUAGACUGUCAAAUAAAGCAAUUAUGAUAAAAAGGUA
Molecule: messenger RNA, 4178 nt
Organism: Limanda limanda (common dab)
Lineage: Eukaryota; Metazoa; Chordata; Actinopteri; Pleuronectiformes; Pleuronectidae
Product: phosphatidylinositol 4,5-bisphosphate 3-kinase catalytic subunit gamma isoform
Exons: 13
Coding region: 79-3369 (1096 amino acids)
Biological process (GO): cell migration; phosphatidylinositol-mediated signaling; phosphatidylinositol 3-kinase/protein kinase B signal transduction
Cellular component (GO): phosphatidylinositol 3-kinase complex, class IA; plasma membrane; cytoplasm
Molecular function (GO): 1-phosphatidylinositol-3-kinase activity; 1-phosphatidylinositol-4-phosphate 3-kinase activity
Source: RefSeq, a predicted model, not a curated record